CUGCCUCUUUUCUUUGUUAUUUUUAUUCCCUUUUCCGCCCCUCCACUCUCCAAUUUACCCUCAACUCUCUGUCUCUCUCUCCCUCUCCAAGAAUCCAUCUCUCUUUCUCUCUCUCUCUCUCUCUCUCUCUCUCGUGUUGUGCUCUGCUGUUGAUGAUUCCCGCGUCGUUCGCAUCCCACUGAGGGGGGAACCCUAAUCUCGCCAAAUCGCCCGCUUUUACCGCUCAGAACCCCUCGGGUGAGCGAUUGGAUCCCUUGCACUAUCCCCCAACCAGUUCCAUCUAGGUUUCUCUUCGCUCGACAAGAAAUUGGAGGAAGACGUGCGGUCGGGAUUUAUGUCCGUCAAUCAAUCCAGGGUCGAGAGGACCGAGGGCCAGCAGAGGAAAUCUGGUCGAUCGGGCAGCUCCGGCCAGCAAAGGGGAUUCGUUGACGGUGGCAGGAAGGGCGGCGUCUCCGCCCCUCCUACUAUCUCUUCUUCCACAUCCCAUGCUGUUCCUCCUCCCUCGCAUAUCACCCCGCCAUUGUCAGCGAACCGGAGCUUAAAGAAAUCUGGUAAUGGGCAAGGCAGUCAAGCUAGGGUAAAUCUGGCAAAUGCGAGCUCUGAAGCGAGUGGUGCUGCUCCCACAACCACUGUCCAUCGAGCUGUUCAGAAUGGUGCUCAGCCCUGGGCGCCUUCUCCCGAUGGACCAGGCCCAGGUGUGGCAAAGCCAGUUGUUGUGCCGAUCCCUAGAAAUACAUCCCGAGCUAUCCCUAAGGCGCCGUCUUCUCAAUCUGCUGCUGGAGCCUCGAAUCCUGCAGCACCGUCGGCACCGGCUAAAGGGGACAUGUCCAGGGAUAUUAUACUUCAGUUUGGCUCAAUAAAUGCUGGCAUGAUGAAUGGAUUGCAGAUUCCUGCCCGGACCAGCUCAGCUCCGCCGAAUCUCGACGAGCAGAAACGUGAGCAGGCUCAUUCCGAGUCAUUCGGGGCUGUUCCUACAUCGUCUGUACCUUCUGCUCAAAAACAGCAGCAUCAUCAACAAACCAUGAAGGAUGUUGGUGGUGCUCGUCAAUCUGGUGGUGGGGAGUCCCAUUCUAUAUCUCAGGUAAAGAGGGAUGCUAGUGCCUCAGUACCAUCUGCUCCAAUUGUACCAGCACCGAAAGCUUCUGCUCUUCCAAUUUCUGGUAUGCCUGUUCCUAUGCCUAUGCCAUUUCAGCCUCAGCCACCACAAGUUCCUCCUCAAUACGGUGGCCCCAGCCCGCAGUUGCAAUCACCAGGUCUGGCAGCCAAUUCACUGCAAAUGUCAAUGACGUUACCUGUGGGGAAUACCUCCCAAGUUGCACAGCAGAUUUAUGUUCCUAGCAUCCAACCUCAUUUUGUGCAACAACAGACGAUGAUGCACCAGGGACAAGGUUUAGCGUUUGCCCCUCCAAUUGGUCAUCAAUUGCCCCCACAGUUACGCAGCCUAGGAAUUGGAAUUGCUCCACAAUUCCCUCAACAACAGCCUGGUAAUUUUGGUGGCCAACGGAAGACCACAGUGAAAAUAACUCAUCCAGAGACUCAUGAAGAAUUGAGGCUUGAGAAAAGAAUUGAUUCUUUCAAGGAUGGUGUGGCCUCUGGGCAGAGGCCACUUCCUAACGUAAUUCCUCAAGCUCAUUCCCUUCCAACAUAUACUGCCUCUCAUCAGACAAAGUACUUCUCCCCUAUGCAGCAGAAUUCUUAUAGCCAUUCUCAGCUUAUGUUUCCUGCUACUGUCCCUGCGGCAAGUGGGCAGGCGCCUGCAAUUUCACAGGCUCCAAUAUAUGGUACUUAUCCUGUCAGUCAAAGCGGGCAACACUUGAACUUCAUGAACUCAUCCAUGAUCAACGCCGUUUCUGGUGGCAAACCUGCACCUUCACCUCUCCGUCACAUUUCUGAAGGCGAUAAGCUGGAAGGGUUACCAGCUUCUGCUUCUUUGCCCUCUGCAGUCAAGGUUACCAUGAAGCCAUCUAUUAGUUCACAAGCUGAGAGAGUUGGGGCAUCUUUGUCGACGCCUCCUGUGGUAAUUAGUGUGCCUGUUAGCAAGCCAGAAGCACCUGAAGUAAAAAAGACUGCUGUGGCUGAUACUGUUCCCAAUCAAAGACACAGAGAGACCACUCCAGAUAAACCUUCUCAGCAGCUUAAAUCAGGUUCUGGAUCCUUACAUAAUGUAUCAUUGCCUUCCACAGGCACUACUUCUGUUGCUGCUCCUGUUCUCUCAACGCAAAUUGUGCUCACUGAGGCUUCAUCGGCUCCCAAAACACCAGAUGGGGAUUCUGCAACAGUUCUGGCUGGAAUUGAUGGCAAGAAAGGAGAACCUGUUCAAAUAUCUGAUUCUUUGAAGGAUAACCAGAGGAAGACAAGUAAAAAGGAUGCCAGGAACUCCCAUCAACAGUGUCAGUUGGAUGCAUCAUCUCCUGAAGGAGCAGAAUCAUCUCCCUCAAAAGAUACCAAGGUUAGCUUUGUGGCAACUCAGGACGGAUCCACUAAAACUGAGAGUAUGCGGAUUUUUUCAACAUUUGAAUUGCCCACUUCUCCAACAAGGACUUCUCCUCAAGCUGAAAAUAGGAUUCUUCCAGAAGUAGGAGCAAAUGAGACAUUUGAAGGUAAGGCAAUGCCUGCUGCAUCGGGCACAUCUGGAGCAAUAUGGGAGAAUGAAUCAUCUCAAGAUUGUUCACAAGGUUCUGUUGAUUCAUCUGGUGCAGCACCUGAUUAUGUUUCUAUAAAAGAAAAUUUUCCUUCUGAGGCUCCUACCUUGGCCCCUAUGGUGGUCGGAACUAAUUUCAAAACUUUCGUUGCUAACUCCAGUGUGGUGAACACAGUUUUGAAGGAACAUGGGAAAUCUGAAGUAACAAAUGAUUCAUUGCGAGAUCCUAAUAGUGCUGAAUUGCAGUCAUCUUCUUUCACUUCCAAGUCUUCUCAACUCGCAGACGAAUCUAUGCUUUUAAAACAAGAUGAUGGAGUUGGAUAUUAUGAGAAAGUGAAAUCUAGUGGGAGUGAUGAAGUGGACAACAAGGUUCUUAGAGGCUCCAAUGAUGAUGUUGUUUGUAAAAUGCAGGAAAAUAGGAUACAAGACAAACAAAAUAACUCAACUGAUUCUGAAAAUGCAGUUGGGAAUGAUCUUUCAUCCACCCAUGAUGUCAAAGAUAAAUUUGACACCCUUUCGAUCAAACAUGAAACAAGAGACAGAGAGGAUGUCGGUUUGACUGAUUUUGGUGUGGCGUCCUCUUUUCCCAAACCAUCACUUUCUCAGGCGGAAGAGAAGCCAGAAUUGGAUGUUUUCGAUUUGCCUAGUGAUGGAUUGGUUUCUGCAACAAGCUUGGGGCAGAACGAGAAGCUUUUGUCAGAAACCUCAAAACCUAAGAUUACUGCUGGAAGAAAGAAGAAGAGAAAGGAAUUUCUUUCUAAAGCAGAUGCUGCAGGGACUUCUGAUCUUUAUAAUGCAUAUAAGGGCCCAGAGGAAAAGCUUGAGGUUGUUAGUAAUUUAGAAAGUGCAAACAGUUCAACAUCUGACACAAAGAUUGUACGUGUCGAUUAUCCUGGUAAAGAUGUUGCCGCAAGCGAGCAAAAUGGGCAGAAUAAAGCUGAGUUGGAUGAUUGGGAAGAUGCCGCUGAUCUAUCAACUCCAAGAUUGAAAACAUCAGAACAUGGGCAGCUUACUGGAGGAGCAAGGAAACAACAUCAAGGUGAUAAUAUUGAAUCUACUGGUAGAAAGAAAUACUCGAGGGAUUUCCUAAUGACCCUAGCACAUCAGUUUACUGAGCUUCCUGGGGGUUUUGAGUUUGGUUCUGAUGUAACGGAUGUAUCGAUGAACAUUCUAGUAGGAAAAUCACCAGUUUCAAGUCCUGGGAGGAUCAUAGAUCGGCCAUCAGGUGCUUCUCGGGUAGACCGUCGAACAGUUGGCACUAUGGAUGAUGAAAAAUGGAUCAAAUCACCUGGGUCUUUUGGCCCUGGCCCGGGGCAUGGAGUUUCAAUUGUAAGCCUUCGUCCUGGGCAAGGUGUCAGUCAUGGGGUUUUAAGAAAUUCUCGUGGGCAGGGAGGAAUUCUAUCAGGGCCAACACAAUCCAUGGCAUCUCAGGGAGGCAUGCCACGUGGUAAUCCUGAUGCAGACAAGUGGCAGCGUGCAAGAGGCUUAAUGCCCUCUCCUCAAGCACCGUUACAGGCAAUGCACAAAGCUGAGAGAAAGUAUGAGGUGGGCAAAGUUUCUGAUGUGGAAGAGACAAAACAAAGACGACUAAAAGCCAUCCUUAACAAAUUAACACCUCAAAACUUUGACAGACUCUUUGCCCAGGUUGAGGAGGUUGAGAUUGACAAUGCAGUCACUCUUACUGGCGUCAUUUCGCAGAUCUUUGACAAAGCUUUGUUGGAACCAACCUUCUGUGAAAUGUAUGCCAAUUUCUGUUUACAUCUUUCUGCUGCACUGCCACCUUUAAGUGAAAACAAUGAAAUGAUUACUUUUAAAAGACUACUACUGAACAAAUGUCAAGAGGAAUUUGAAAGAGGGGAGAGAGAACAAGCUGAAGCUAAUAAAGUUGAAGCGGAAGGUGAGAUCAAACAGUCCAAAGAGGAGAAGGAAGAGAAAAGGCUCCGGGCACGCAGGCGCAUGUUAGGUAAUAUUCGGUUGAUUGGGGAAUUAUACAAAAAAAAGAUGUUAACGGAGAGAAUUAUGCAUGAAUGUAUUAAGAAGUUGCUGGGACAACAUCAGAAUCCUGAUGAGGAAGAUGUUGAAGCAUUGUGCAAACUGAUUAGUACAAUCGGGGAGAUGAUAGACCAUCCUAAGGCAAAGGACCAUAUGGAUGCAUAUUUUGACAUGAUGAUGAAGUUAUCAAAAAAUCAGAAUCUAUCUUCUCGUGUUAGAUUCAUGUUGAGAGAUGCAAUUGAUCUAAGAAAGAAUAACUGGCAACAAAGAAGGAAAGUUGAGGGGCCAAAGAAGAUAGAGGAGGUUCACAGGGAUGCUGCUCAAGAAAGGCAAGCUCAGUCAGGUAGACUGGCUCGUGGUCCUGUCAUUACUAAUGUCCCAAGACGGGUUCAAGCAGUUGAUUAUGGUUCCCGUGGAUCCACACUUUUAAGUUCUCCAAGUUCCCAGCAGGUUCGUGGAUUGCCAUCUCAGGUUCGUGGCCACGGUGCCCAAGAUGUGCGGUUGGAGGAUAGACAUCAGUAUGAAACAAGGACAAUGUCACUUCCCCUACCGCAAAGGUCUACUGAUGAUGAUUCUAUUACCCUUGGUCCUCAAGGUGGCUUGGCCAGGGGAAUGUCUAUCAGAGGACACCCGUCGGUACCUAAUGUAGGAGCUGCUGAGAUUUCACCGGUUGUUGGGGAACAUCAUAGGAUGAACUCGGGUCCUAAUGGUGCUAACCAUAUGAUAGAUAGGUUCUCUGGAGCAACAUAUGAGCAACUAAGCCCUCAAAAUUGUAGUAAUAACUCUGGCAGCAGAGACUUGAAGGUUUUAGAUCGGACUUCUGAGAGAUCUGCUACGUCCAUUGUACCAGCUGGAAGAACCCACGGCACUCCAGGUAGCAGCCUAGUUACAGUUUCUGAAACAAAAACAUUCCCGGAAGAAGUUUUACGGGAAAAAUCAAUUUCAACAAUCAAAGAGUUCUACAGUGCCAAGGAUGAGAAUGAGGUUGCAUUGUGUGUCAAGGAAUUAAAUGCUUCGAGUUUUUAUCCUUCCAUGAUAUCGCUAUGGGUCACGGACUCCUUUGAGAGAAAAGAUACGGAAAGGGAUCUUCUGACAAAGCUUAUCAUCAACCUUUGCAAUUCAAGAGAAAGAUUGAUCAGCCGAGUACAGCUACUCCAGGGGUUUGAGUCUGUGCUGGCUUCGCUGGAGGAUGCUGUGAAUGACGCUCCAAGAGCAGCAGAGUUUCUGGGUCGCCUAUUUGCCAAAAUUGUUAUGGAAAAUGUGGUGCCUCUGGGAGAGAUAGCAAGAUUGAUACAGGAAGGAGGGGAAGAACCGGGCCGCCUGAGAGAGAUAGGACUAGCGGCAGAUGUGCUGGGGAACAUCCUCCACACCAUCGGCCUCCAAAGAGGAGACUCCCUUCUCAAUGACAUACGGUUAGAGGAUUUCCGCCCUAUGCUUCCCACUAAAUCCAACAAGUUGGACGCGUUUCUUCAGGGCUAACAACAGAUGCUCCGUGCAGGAGUGACAUUUUCCGUGUUUAGGUUCUCGGUCAUAUUCCCAUCCAGAAACAUGUUCAUGCUGGGUUCCCUCUCAUAGUUUAUAUAUUUGGUUGUUCUCUCU
Musa acuminata subsp. malaccensis (wild Malaysian banana) is the source of this 6232-nucleotide messenger RNA. RefSeq names its product eukaryotic translation initiation factor 4G. Lineage: Eukaryota; Viridiplantae; Streptophyta; Magnoliopsida; Zingiberales; Musaceae. Gene Ontology annotation, cellular component: eukaryotic translation initiation factor 4F complex. The record is from RefSeq and is a predicted model, not a curated record. Gene Ontology annotation, molecular function: translation initiation factor activity; protein binding; mRNA binding.